This is a messenger RNA of Diaporthe citri, 1860 nucleotides long. RefSeq lists its product as uncharacterized. The transcript is spliced from 2 exons. Bases 1 to 1860 code for a protein of 619 amino acids. NCBI's taxonomy places the organism in Eukaryota, Fungi, Ascomycota, Sordariomycetes, Diaporthales, Diaporthaceae. The record is from RefSeq and is a predicted model, not a curated record.
AUGGUGUACGACUGGGAAGCACAUAGAGACACUCUGAACAGGCUUUAUGUGGACGAAAAGCGAUCCGUUGAAGACAUCAUUUCGUAUAUGCGGACAAACCACGACUUCGCACCUAGUAAACGCGCAUAUCAGUCUCAGUUCCGACGAUGGAAAUUCCCUUCAAAACACCAGCCGGCUCUUAAGAAUGACCAGCUUGUCGCCCGCAUCAAGGAGCUAUGGGAGCGCAACCUCUCCCAGGCCGAGAUGCUGCACAUCCUCAACGACGAGGACGGCUACCACAUCAAGUCCCGCGAGCUGAACCGCGUGCGCAGCAAGCAUAGAUGGCUGCUCCGUGUGCCAACCGGCAAGACCAAGGAUGGGGCCGACCUGUCCCCGCACGCUGGGGCCAGCAAUGGCGAGGAUGAGGAAGAUGAUGACAAGCUACAGAUGGCCAUGCAACACCCAUCGUAUAGCCUUCCUGGCGGGCCUGACCUAGCGUCGCAACUCAAGGAGGAGCGCAACCGGAAAAUGCAAGCCGAAUCUGCCGAGCUGUGGGCUAAUAAGAAACGCCGCCGGCGCACGAGGCAGUAUGCCGGGAUGCCUGCUGAUCCACCCGGGCCACCUCGCUUUCCGUCCGAAACAACACUCGGUGAGAGUCAAGUGAUCCUGGGGCUUGAUAAAGCGGCCUAUACUGCUGUUCGGGACAAGUUUCAGGCCCUUUGUGAAGGCGCGGGUAUCACGAAGAAGACAGUGGCCGGUCCUGAAGCAUGGGAAUCAGCGAAACAGAGCCUGAUUGGCGAAUUCCAACAACUUCGGGACGCCUUGUGGGUCAGCAAGGAGAACCUGGACAGGAAGAAGCUCGCGCUUGAUGUUAUAUGCUCAGACGUCACUAAGCGUAUGCGUUCUGGAGGCGACAAGGAAAUGUUGCUAGCAGAUGCGAAAAACAUCCUUGGCUUGAAUCCAGAGGAGUCCAGGAGAGUGCGCUCAGCAUUCUACAAGAUACUGCAAGCGGAUGGCUUCACCUCGAAAGUGGCUAUGGGGGCUCAGCGCUGGAAGGAGCUCAAGCAGAGAUGGAUCGACGAGUCCGACAUGCUGAAGAGAAUAUUGACCAGGCUUGACGAUGCGCAAAGCUACGACAUGAAGACAAGGGCCGUGGAAGCGCUGGCAAGAGACGUUAUGAAGCGCUUGAGGGAUGACCAAAGUCGAGGCAAGGGUUCUAAGCAGACCAGAGCAAGGUCCUCUGAAGGGCCUGCGGCGGGUGAAGACUACCAGGAGGAUGCUGCUGUCAUGGACAACAUGGGCGAGGACGUCUCUGGAUUCGGUGCCCAGAUGCUUGUUCCGCCCAGUGCCGAUACGAGCCACCACGGGCACGCCCACACAAGUCGUCUGAUUUCCGACCAACACCUCCUCGGUCCGCAGAUGGACCUACAAGUACCUAUGGAUCCCCAUCUUGGAUCGUCAAUGCUCCUGGAUCCAAAUCCCCCAAACCCGUUUGUCAACCCUCACCAACAUUUCCUUGCAGGCCCGUCGCCCAUGGAAGCUCCGUCACCGUUCGAUCCGGCACCCCCAGUCGUGUUCCAGACGGCACCUAUCACAGAUACUGGACCUAGACCGGUAUAUCUCCAGCCGAUCAGCCCGGGGAAUAUCGACCCAAGUGUUGGACCCACCAUCGUCUUCUUGACCUCCCAGUCGUUGGAUGAACUCCGCCAGAUCGCCGAACAGAGGUUCCCAGGCUCAACAUGCCUAAGAGUAGAAGGGUUGUUCAAGAUGCCGGGGAUUCCGGGGCAGUAUAUUCCAGUGGAAAUCGACAACGAUGGCCAUCUGAGUGCGUACCUCGCCCAGGUGCGACCGCCCUCCUUCAACGUCCGGUUGGAAUUCUAG